Gongylonema pulchrum is the source of this 240-nucleotide messenger RNA. NCBI's taxonomy places the organism in Eukaryota, Metazoa, Nematoda, Chromadorea, Rhabditida, Gongylonematidae. The record is from the annotation of a GenBank genome assembly.
AUGAUUUUUACAGGGAAAUCGUCGUUGGUGCUGAGAUUUGUGAAAGGGCAAUUCCACGAAUACCAGGAAUCGACAAUUGGUGCCGCAUUUCUUACGCAGACAGUUUGCCUUGAUGAUACCACCGUUAAAUUCGAAAUAUGGGACACCGCCGGCCAGGAAAGGUUUUUCUACCGUCCUCUGCAUUUCCUGAUCCAGUGCUUGUAUUUUAGCCGAACUGCGGGACUCUGGCAUGAGAAAUAA